AAAGCUAUAAAACAAACACCACACUAAACACAGCAACGAGUUAAGAGUUUUUCUUCAGUGAAGAACGAGGCGCUCCUGUGGCUCCUACACCAUGAGGGUCCACCGGAACCUAGUGAUUGCCCUUUGGGUAAUACUACAAAUUUCCUGGACGACUAGUAAGCCAGUUGAAACAAGUACUAAACCACAAGACCAACAAGCAGUCGAGAGUCAACAAUUACAGAAACGAGUAGGCUAUGACAGUUUUCCACCCCAUCAUAGUGAAGAACAUGUCUACCAUGACGAACACCAUCCUGAGGAACACCAUGACAUCCACCAUGAGGAGCACCAUGAUGACCAUCAUGACAUCCACCAUGAGGAGCACCAUGAUGACCAUCAUGACCACCACGAUCCAGGCUACUGGAAGAAGAAAGUUAUCUGGAAGAAAGACUGGAAGAAGAUUUGGAAACCCGGCAAGAAACAAAUCUGGAAACCGUCCUGGAAAAAAAUCUGGAAACCAAUUUGGGUACCGACGAAGAAACCCGCCUGGAAAGAAAUCCAAGUUCCUGAUUGGAAAAAAAUCUGGAAGCCAGUAUGGAAGGAAAUUAAAGUACCCGCAUGGAAGGAAAUUCAAGUGCCUGACUGGAAAAAAAUCUGGAAACCGGUUUGGAAGCCCAUAAAAGUACCAGCGUGGAAGGAAAUCCAAGUCCCUGAUUGGAAAAAGAUCUGGAAACCGGUUUGGAAAGAAAUACAAGUUCCUGCCUGGAAAGAAAUCCAAGUCCCGGCUUGGAAAAAACUGUGGUAUCCAGUCUGGGUCAAGGAAGGCAUCCAUGGUGAACACUACCUCGGCAAGGACCAUCACGGUAAUGAAUACACCGCCCAUGACAUUUGGAAGAAAAAAAUGAUUUGGAAACCGGUCUGGAAGAAAUACUGGAAACCGGCUAAGAAACAAAUCUGGAUCCCUGACAAAAAACUCGAAUGGAAAGAGGCCUGGAAACAGAUUUGGCGCACCGAGAAGAAGCAAAUCUGGGUCGAGGACAAAAAACUAGUCUGGAAGGAAGCCUGGAAGCAGAUUUGGCGCACCGAGAAGAAACAAAUCUGGAUCCCUGAUAAGAAACUAGAAUGGAAAGAAGCCUGGAAGCAGGUUUGGAGGACCGAAAAGAAGCAAAUUUGGGUGGAAGACAAGAAAUUGUCGUGGAAGGAAGCCUGGAAACAGAUCUGGGUCCCCGCCUGGAAGGAAAUCUGGGUCCCUGGGUGGAAAAUGAUCUGGCGACCUGUGAUUAUCAAAGAAUGGUUCCCGACGCCAGACCAUCACGACCACCACCACCACCAUGGAUGGGACAGAAGCGACGUGAAAACUAGUGAGAGCAAAACGGCGCCGCUGGUGACGGUGCCCUCGACUCAGGUGCCAAAUCAAAGUCAAGUCCAGGGGAAGAACUGGUCGUUCCCGUCCUCGUAACAGUACCUAAUUUGUAUAUAUUUAGAUUUUAGUUAUUUUAUUGCAUGUUACAACUCGACUGACUUAUUAUUUAACGUUUAUUGUUGCGUUUUGUUAUUUUUUUAUUGUGAAAUAAAAAAAUCAAACUUGAA
Messenger RNA from Tribolium madens (black flour beetle), 1566 nucleotides. RefSeq lists its product as uncharacterized. The coding region runs from base 92 to 1435 and encodes 447 amino acids. The record is from RefSeq and is a predicted model, not a curated record. Lineage: Eukaryota; Metazoa; Arthropoda; Insecta; Coleoptera; Tenebrionidae. The transcript has 3 exons.